Adineta ricciae is the source of this 1338-nucleotide messenger RNA. NCBI's taxonomy places the organism in Eukaryota, Metazoa, Rotifera, Eurotatoria, Adinetida, Adinetidae. The record is from the annotation of a GenBank genome assembly.
AUGGAUGAUGUCAUUAAACUCAUCGAUCAUUUGAUAAAUGCCAAGUAUUCUAUUGAUACGGUGGAAUCAAUUGUGAAUCAGCUGAAUGUUCCAAAAGAUCAGAUUUAUCGAAUAUUGAGAUCUGAUCGUUAUAAGGAUUAUUUUCAAUUUCUUAAAAAGUCGAAUCAAGGCAAAGAUAAAGUCGCUCUCACUCUCGAUCUUUUCUGUUGUACACAUUAUGCUCAACAAUGUAAAAAUCAAUCCUGUCCAUUUUUACACUUGUGUCCGUACAAUAUUCGACCGAUGCAUGGCAAAUGUACGAAUAAAACAUGUCCAUAUGAUCAUGAAGUUCUAAAAAGCAAUCAUAAUAAAACAAUUAUCAACACACGUGGUUUAACCUUUCUAACAGACAAAUUACUCUUGAAUUUAGCACGACUGAGUGCUGAUCCAAGUCGAUCGUUCUGGGUAUGCACCGAUAAUGGUAAAAAAGGUGGAUGUGCAAAAAAAUCUCAAUGUGAUAAGCUACACUAUUGUUAUUUCUCUCUAAUCAAUGCUUGUACAAAAUCCUAUUGUCAACAUGUUAUCAACGAUGCAUGUGCUGCAUACUUCCGACAUAAAGAUUUGUCCGAACAAGAGAACAAUGAUAUUUUAGAAGCUUUUAGGAAAGUUCUUCGACAACGAAAGCCUGAUUACAUUACUACGAUUAGUGUUCCUUCGCACCCAUCAUGGGCUGAUCCAGCAUCAUCAAAUGACAGGUCACUCGCUUUCAAUGAUCAUAAAAGUGAAUCUCCAAAUGUUGAUGAACAACCUUUGACUCCAUCGAUUCGUUCGGUAUUAUCAGCAACAGCACCCGAAUAUAAUGCUAAAAGUCCUUCAAAAUCCGAGCUUUGUCCACCUAUAGCAGAACAUGAACAAGAUAUUCUUUUAAUCGAUUUGUUAGACGAACAGGAACGGACAGAAACUGAAUAUUAUCUAACACAGGAAGUUGGUUAUUCAAUGAAAUUGUUAAUUUGCAAAAUUAUCCAUUCAGAAUAUAAGACUUCUCAAAAGUAUGAAACCAGCUCUGGGGAAUUUGUUUAUUAUUAUUGUCCAAUAGAAAAUCUUCGUGAUCUUUUCAAAUUACUUUAUUGUCAAAAUGAGCACGAAUUAUUGAUAAAACCAUUAAUCGUCUAUUCGAACAUUCACGAUGCACACGAAGCAACGGAAUUAAAUCUUGAAAAUAAUCAAUUUUGUCUAUUGCGUCUAUUUGUAUUUCAGUCAAAACUUGUUCAGGAAAAUUCUUUAGAAAUCUACGAUCCCUCAAUGAUAACUUUUGAUCGAAUGUGGAUUUACAUGUACAAUGACCAAGAGAGUUUUUGA